This is a messenger RNA of Caenorhabditis remanei, 1305 nucleotides long. RefSeq lists its product as uncharacterized. Gene Ontology annotation, biological process: nucleoside transmembrane transport. Gene Ontology annotation, molecular function: nucleoside transmembrane transporter activity. Gene Ontology annotation, cellular component: plasma membrane. The record is from RefSeq and is a predicted model, not a curated record. The transcript is spliced from 7 exons. Bases 1 to 1305 code for a protein of 434 amino acids. Lineage: Eukaryota; Metazoa; Nematoda; Chromadorea; Rhabditida; Rhabditidae.
AUGGCUGUAAGCAGUCAUUCAAACACCUACGUUGUUGAGCAGGACAAAGCUCCAGAGGACAAACUUAACAUCGUCUACUGGCUCGUUGUUCUUGUCGGAUUCGGAGUCCUUCUUCCGUGGAACAUGUUCAUCACAAUAUCUCCAGAGUACUACGUCAACUACUGGUUCAAGCAGAACGGCGAGGAGACAUGGUAUUCCAAGGAGUUCAUGGGAUCGUUGACCAUUGCAUCGCAACUUCCAAACGCCACCAUCAAUGUGUUCAACCUAUUUCUUAUCCUUGCCGGACCCCUGAUCUACCGUGUCUUCGUUCCAGUUUGCUUUAACAUCUUCAACCUCUCAGUCAUUUUGAUUCUUGUAGUUCUUCUCGAACCGACAUUGGAAUGGAUGAAACCGUUCUUUUGGAUCACUCUUGGAAUCGCCACCUCGAUUAACUUCAGUAACGGCUUGUAUGAAAACUCAGUCUAUGGAGUGUUCGCCGACUUCCCACAUACCUACAUUGGAGCGUUGCUCAUUGGUAAUAACAUCUGUGGACUUCUCAUCACAUUCGUUAAGAUCGGAGUCACCUAUUUUUUGAACGAUAUGCCAAGACUCGUCGCAAUCGUCUACUUCAGUAUCUCGUUGGGCAUCCUUCUCGUCUGUGCCAUUGCUCUUUACUUCAUCACGAAACAAGACUUCUACCACUACUAUCAUCAGAAGGGAAUGCAAGUCCGCGAGAAAGCUGAAACUGACAAACCUUCACCGUCGAUUCUCUGGAUGACAUUCAGAAAUUGCUUUGGACAACUGUUCAACGUGUGGUUCUGCUUUGCUGUCACUCUUACAAUUUUUCCGGUCAUGAUGACCGUAAUCACUCGCGGAAAGUACGGCUUCUUGGAUAAGAUUAUCUCUGAAAACGACGAAAUCUACACGUUGCUGACCAGUUUCCUUGUCUUCAACUUGUUCGCCACUAUCGGAUCCAUUGUCGCCUCUAAGAUUCACUGGCCUACUCCAAGAUACCUCUUCGUGGCAAUCGUCGCUCGUGCAUUCUUUAUCCCGGUCUUCUUCUUCUGCAACUAUCGUGUCGAGACCCGUGCCUACCCAGUUCUUUUCGACAGCACCGACAUUUUUGUUGUUGCUGGAAUUCUCAUGUCUUUCUCUCACGGUUACCUGAGCGCAUUGGCUAUGGGAUACACUCCAAAUGUUGUUCCGUCCCACUACUCCCGAUUCGCUGCUCAACUCUCUGUUUGCACUCUUAUGGUUGGCCUUCUUACCGGUGGAUUGUGGGCUGUGCUCAUCGAGAAUAUGGUGGACAAGCCACAAAUCUUCUAA